Molecule: messenger RNA, 2578 nt
Organism: Scleropages formosus (Asian bonytongue)
Lineage: Eukaryota; Metazoa; Chordata; Actinopteri; Osteoglossiformes; Osteoglossidae
Gene: pawr
Product: PRKC, apoptosis, WT1, regulator
Exons: 7
Coding region: 475-1470 (331 amino acids)
Biological process (GO): positive regulation of apoptotic process; apoptotic process
Cellular component (GO): cytoplasm
Source: RefSeq, a predicted model, not a curated record
CGGCGCUCGCACACCUGAGGAGCUGUUUCCACCAGCGGCGCGCAGGUAGCUUUCGUUCGGCAGUGAGCGCGUGGCAGAUACGCGCGGAAACGUCGUAAGAAGCGCAACGGCCGCAGCCGGAGGUGUUUGUCGCGGACUCUCGACUCGAGGCGGGAGAACUUUGAGUUUGAAACUUUGUGAGGCGCGAGACGCGCGUGAGAAAGUUGGCGAACUCUCUGACUCUGAGGCGAGGCGAAGUGAAGUGAGAGAACCUGUUUGACGAAACUCCUCCUCGGACACGGACGCAGGAGGCUCAACUCUCGAAGAUGCGGACCGACUGACUGACUGACUGACUGAGUGCAAAAGAAGAAGAGAAGCGUAAUUUUUUUUCUCUUUUUUUUUGUCAGAAUUUUUGGCUGUUUUACGUCUUUUCUGUUGCUUUCCAACCUGCCUUGGAUUGUUACAGCGCGGUUUGCGGAGUAAAAAGUGAGCGCCAUGGCCACCGGUGGGUUUAGAUCCAAUACCACCACUGGCACCACAGACUUCCUCGAAGAAUGGAAAGCCAAGAGGGAGAAGAUGAGGGCCAAGAUGCUGGGCGACAUCGCCGCGGCGUCCAGCGGGUGUGCGGUCAAUGUCUCGGCGCCCGGAACCAGCAAUAGGAACCCUGAGGUGAACAACAAUGGAGGGUCCUCCUCUUCCUCCGCCAACUGCGCUCCCGCCAACGCAGUCGUGCGCUCAUCCUCCUCGUCCGCCCUGAGGAGGCCCGAGGACGAUCCGCACCAGGGGUCCGCACCUAGGUGCGCGGAUCCCCUGAAGAAGGUGCCCAGCACCUCCCAGCUGGAGGGCAACGGCAAUCUAUGCGGGGACAACGAGAAGGAGAGCCCCGCUCCCGCAGUAGGCUCCGGAAAGGGCAAGGAGAAGAGGAGCACGGGUCCCAGUGCCAGGAAGGGCAAAGGGCAGAUAGAGAAAAGGAAGCUGAGGGAGAAGCGCAGGUCCACUGGUGUUGUCAGCAUCCCAUCGAACGAGAGUUUGGAUGAGCUGGAUGAUGAUGAAGGUGGUGAGAAGGAGAGGAAGACGGAGGAAGAGCUCACACAGCACAAUACUGUUCAGAAUGAGGCUAUGAUUGCUGACACCGGAGCAGCCCACUUCUUUCAGGAGACUCCGAGAGGGGUGACAGGCCGUUACAGGAGCGAGGAAGAAUCUGGGGGCAACAGCAGACAUCGGCAAGGACACAGUCGCCAAGGCAAGGACACCAGCGGCACCGGCAGCAUGGAAAGAAGGGUGGAGGAGCUCGAGAAGGAACUUGCCAUAGAGAGACAAGAAAACAUGCUGUUGUUGUCAGCCAAUAAAGAUAAAGAUGAGCUGAUUGGCAAGCUGAAGGAGGAGAUUGACUUGUUAAACAGGGAUCUUGAUGACCUUGAGGAUGAAAAUGAGCAGCUGAAGCAGGAGAACAAGACCCUCCUGAAGGUAGUAGGCCAGUUGACCAGGUAGAACUGCAGUGGUCAAAGGAGCUACAGAGGAGCAAAUGCCCCCUCCAAAAACAAACUUGUUUCAUGUCUGUGCUGUUUGUUUGUCGAAAGAGGAGAUCCUCAGAGGUGAGCAUUUUGGAUUGCUGUGUUUAGGGAGGUUACAGCAAGUGAAAAGUGUUAUUCAGAAGGCUCUGUGCUUUUAUGGGAUGUCUACAUUACUUUAUUGGGUGAUGUUUUAUAUGUAUGAUGUAAAUGUGUUGUACAGUGGGUUAAUGAGGUUUGUUUCUGAUUAACCUGUAAACAAGGGGACUGCAUACAAAGCACUACAAGUUUGUAGAAGCUGUUCAGAUUAGCAUCACUCUAAUGCCUUGCACAGUGACCUCAGACUUGGAGUAAAUGUGAGGGUAUCUUUUUGUGAUAUUGACUCAGUGGAGUGACAAAGGUAAGAGAAUGUGAAUGCAGUUGAAUGUUGUCCUUGGUUCUUUGGUGACAUUCUGGCGGUGAGAGCAUUGGCAAGAAUGAAAUUGUUUGAUUAAAAAAAAAAAGAAAAAAACAAAAAAAAAACCAAAAACUUCCACCAACCAAAGUGUCAUGUUUUUUACAUUAUAUGAAUCAGUCUGCAAUUGUCAUUCCUUUAGAUGAAGUAGCCAGCUGCUUGUCAUAGUUAGUGUGUUUAUGUAUUUAUGUUCUUUUAAAGUUAAAUUCUGGGUUUAUAGUCCUUACUACAUAUGACCUAAGCAAAAUGAUUAAUUGUGAAACUAUUUGGGAAAACAGAUGGGUUUCUAGUGGGAUUAAAAAGGUUUUUACUGGGUAGUUGGCAGUGCAAAGGAUAUGUAUCAGAGGGUUACAAAUUGCAGUUAUAUUAUGAUGGAUUUAUGAGUAUUUAGUUAGCAUGAACCUGUAUUUCAUGUGCUUACAAGUGAUUUCAAUAUUGACAAAUAUAGUUCAAUUGAGCAUGAAAAAUAGAGUAAGCUGCUGUAGUCUUUUUAUAAUCAUUUCAAUCAAAUCUAUCUGGAAUGCUUCUCUAGGUUCCUCUUGCUUUAAAGUAAUAUACAACAACAGGUGCAUUAUUUCAACAUGCUUUGUUGCUUUAACUGCUUUAGUAUUUGGUUACAUCUUAUUUUGUAUUG